Cervus elaphus (red deer) is the source of this 1855-nucleotide messenger RNA. RefSeq names its product peripheral myelin protein 22 (gene PMP22). Lineage: Eukaryota; Metazoa; Chordata; Mammalia; Artiodactyla; Cervidae. The transcript is spliced from 5 exons. Gene Ontology annotation, cellular component: plasma membrane. The record is from RefSeq and is a predicted model, not a curated record. Bases 219 to 701 code for a protein of 160 amino acids.
AGGGCGUUGUUCCCGUUAAAGGGGAACGCCGGGAGCCUCCCUCCUGCCCCUCGCUUGGCGCGCGUAGCCCCGCAGCGCAGCUGUCUUUGCGGACGCCAGCCGCUGAGCGGACGCACGGAGUGUGUGCCCGAGGCAGCUCUGAGGAUCUCUGAGGAUCGGGGACAGCUAUUCUUUGGGCCACCAGACGGAAACUCCGCUGAGCAGAACCCGCCGCCAGAAUGCUGCUCCUGCUGCUGGGGAUCAUCGUCCUCCACGUGGCCGUGCUGGUGCUGCUGUUCGUGUCCACCAUCGUCAGCCAAUGGAUGGUGGGCAAUGGACACGCGACUGACCUCUGGCAAAACUGUAGCACCUCCUCGAUGGGCGGUGUCCAGCACUGUUUCUCGUCAUCAGCAAAUGAAUGGCUGCAGUCUGUCCAGGCCACCAUGAUCCUGUCCGUCAUCUUCAGCGUUUUGUCUCUGUUCCUGUUCUUCUGCCAGCUCUUCACCCUCACCAAGGGCGGCCGGUUCUACAUCACUGGGGUCUUCCAGAUCCUCGCUGGUCUGUGCGUGAUGAGUGCGGCGUCCAUCUACACGGUCCGGCACCCGGAAUGGCAUUCCACCUCGGACAACUCCUACGGCUUUGCCUACAUCCUGGCCUGGGUGGCCUUCCCCCUGGCGCUUCUCAGCGGUGUCAUCUAUGUGAUCUUGCGGAAGCGUGAAUGAGGCCCGGGGAUGGGACGGCCGAGGCUCUGAGCUCACGUGGGGAGGGAGGAAGCAAACCAGAAGCCAGGAAAACAAACAAAAAAACGAGCUAGCCAAAAAACCCAAACUCAAACCAAACCAAACAGAAAGCAGUGCGGGGGGCGGGGGGGUGGUUAGUGUUGAUUGAAGAUGUAUAUAAUAUCGACGGUUUAUAAAACCUAUUUAUAACACUUUUUACAUAUAUGUACAUAGUAUUGUUUGCUUUACGUGUUGACCAUCAGCCUUGGGUUGAACCUUAAAGUAGCUAAGGAACUUGACAUCCUAACCAUAUAAUCAAGCUCAGUUUUUUUUUUUUUUCGUUUUUUUUUGUUUGUUUUGCCCAGAAAGAAAGUAAGCCCAUCAACGCCCCUUCCCCUUCAUCUGAAAGAAGUUACCUCCCUCCCACUCCACCUCAUUUAGAAAACCAAAGUGUGGGUAGAAACCCUGAAUGGCCCAAAGCCUUUAACUGUGGGUGGCCCUCUGUGUGACACAGACAUGUGCUGCCCAUGCCUCUGUAUGCAGCCUUACCUGCACUCAACAGAACCCCCAAACUGGAGCCCUCGGAGGAUUGCGGCUUGUGGCUUUGGAAUCCUUGCCCUGGAGAGGGCAAGGUGUCCCCAGUCACGUGUCUAGGUUAGAAAUCGGUGACAACAAACCUACGAAGUGGUGCUAUGUAUUUACCAUUCCUUACGAUCACUAAUCAUCUAAACGCCUCACUGGAAAUUCAAUUAACAAUUUUACAACAUAAAGUCGAACGGAGACCUGAAUAAUUCUGUGUAAUAUAAAUGGUUUAUAACUGCUUUUGUACCUGGCUAGGCUGCUAUUAUUACUAUAAUACAUAACUACGCACUGCCUUUAUCACUCCCACAUUUCCUUUUGGUCGGAGCAUCCGGACAAGCUUCUAGACCCCCUGGGACGGUGGGAUCCCAGGAUGCAGCGGAGUCUAGACUGUCCUCUGCCUCCAAGGACUGUCUGGCAAUGACUCGUACUGGCCACCAACUGUAGAUGUAUAUACGGGGCCCUUCUGAUGCCAAGACUCCAGACCUUGUUUUUUCCCUCUUUUUUGCUUUGCUUUUUCUGAUUUUAUACCAACUGUGUGGACUAAGAUGCAUUAAAAUAAACAUCAGAGUAACUCA